Messenger RNA from Rattus norvegicus (Norway rat), 1140 nucleotides. The record is from RefSeq and is a predicted model, not a curated record. Lineage: Eukaryota; Metazoa; Chordata; Mammalia; Rodentia; Muridae.
GUUCAGUGUGACUGUAGUCCGGCUGCAGGCUGAGUUGUAAGGCAGGAGAGAGGCUGGGUGUGUUUUGUCUUGCAUGUAGCCCUCUCUGCAGAGGGCCUGGCUUCACUCACACAAGCCUGGUAACAUCUGGUACAUCGAACUCUAAGAAUCGGCAAGCCCACUGUUGCCCUCUCCUUAAGAGUUCAUUUAGGGAGUCUGUCAGGAAUUUGGGCAGGAGUCCACACUAAGGGAAGCUUACUUCCCAAAGAGUAGUGCUGGGUGGAAAGUGGAGGACUCAUGAGAACCCCUAGUUUAAGACUUUUAGAGAAGCAGUCUGAAGCACUGUGGAGAUGUGGUCCCAUCGCCAUCCUGGAGUAGGGAUAAUUUUGCCCAGGAGCCCCAGCAAUGGGGUCAGAGGAGCAAAACGACGACAGCUCAGGGGCUAAACUGCUACAAUUGCACGAUGAUCCCAUUUGGUAAUACCUGCUCAUCAACUGCUACCUGCUCCUACCCUGAUGGAGUCUGUGCUAUUCAGGUGGCAGAAGUUGUCAUGGGCUCUGUAAGACUGAAAGUAAAGGACCAUAUUUGCCUUCCCGUCUGCCCAACGAGUUCUCAAACUGCUGAGAUCCUGGGUACUGUUGUCGACAUGAAGAUUUCCUGUUGCAAUACAGAUCUUUGCAACGCAGCAGGGCCCACUGGAGGCAGCACCUGGACCAUGGCAAGGGUGCUUCUGUUCAGCCUGGGCUCCGUCCUCCUGCAGAUCUUGCUUGAGGGCUCCUCCAAGGCCCCGCCACCCUUGUCCUUUUAUCCUUAUGUGUAAUCACUCCUCCCUGGAGCCCUCUAGUGAUAAAUUCUGAGUAAUAGAAACUCUGAGGUGGGGGUAGGGUGUGGAACACCUUGUUUCAACUCUAUAGCCCCUGCUGGGUAGGUGCCCCACUCCCCUCUCUAGGGCUUUCAGAUAUGUAGUUCCUGGAAUGCCAUUAUGUUGUGGUUUGCUGCUCUUAGCCCUGGAGGCACGUGGACAGCACGGGGAAGAUACAGAAACCCAAGGCACUGUGCCACCACCUCCAUCCAUACAUAAAAAUCUGGGGUCCUGCAGGGUUCCCACACAUGCCUCUCAACAUCCCCCUAUUUGAGUCCAAUAAACUCUCUGUUCUCCCA